Messenger RNA from Linum trigynum, 1291 nucleotides. NCBI's taxonomy places the organism in Eukaryota, Viridiplantae, Streptophyta, Magnoliopsida, Malpighiales, Linaceae. The record is from the annotation of a GenBank genome assembly.
UUUCGAGUUUGGGACAAUAAGAAAAAAGUUCGAUUCCCAAUUUGGAAUAAUGAGACAGUGUUAGUGCAAUUCGGAGUAUUCUGUAAAAGUCUAGGGAUCACUACGAAACUUUUUUUAGGAGGGGUAUUGUUGACCUUUUGCUAAAGAUGAUUGCCGAGCACCCUUAACCAGCAAGAAAAGCGAAGAAAGCACAAGAAACCAAGCAAGGAACCAGAUCUAGGGUUCUUCUUCCAUCAACUGCCUGAAAUCCAAUUCUCUCUCUGUUUGUUUUCCGUGCUACGCAGAGAUGGCACUCGAGUGGGUCGUGCUUGGGUACGCAGCGGGCGCGGAGGCGAUCAUGGUCCUCCUGCUAACAAUCCCGGGCCUCGACGGACUGCGGAAGGGACUGAUCGCCGUGACUCGCAACCUCCUGAAGCCGUUCUUGUCGGUGGUCCCGUUCUGCCUGUUUCUGCUGAUGGAUAUCUACUGGAAGUACGAGACCCGGCCGAGCUGCGAGGGCGAUUCGUGCAGCCCGAGCGAGCAGCUCCGCCACCAGAAAUCAAUCAUGAAGAGCCAGAGGAACGCCCUGUUGAUCGCCGCGGCGCUGAUCUUCUAUUGGCUGCUUUACUCCGUCACCAAUCUCGUCGUCAAGAUCGAGCAGCUGAAUCAGCGCGUCGAGAGGCUCAAGAGCAAGGAGUGAUGGAAUGUGCUCGGCGGCGGUGGUGGUCGACGGCGAACAGCCAGAUAAGUGCAUUUUAGCAAAGUGGGUUCAUCUAUCUUCUUUUUGCCAUUUCCCGGUGUUUCCUUCUAUGAUCGAGUAUUUGCGCUUUAACACGUUCAUCGUUUCUUGUAGACGCUUGUUUAGUUAUCGUGUUUGUAAUGUGUUUCUGUUUGUAAGGUUUCCUAUGGUCCAUUCAAAUUCUGCUUGUUGAAUUUGAUGGAAGGUUAAGCAUUAUGUUUAGGACAAUAUACAAUAUAAUAACGUUCGCUCUUUCCAAUUGAAUUUGUUCCCUUUUCCUGCCUGGGUUCCUUGAUUUCUUCCCCAAGCUUCUGCCUGUGAAGCAUUAGCCUGUUCAAUUAGGCUGCAGUUUCUUAGAUGGAUUGUUGAAUGCACUUCUUUAUUUCAUGGUGAAUGUCAUACUCUUUUGUAAGCAAUACUGAUAUGCAGGUAUCGAUCUCCAGAGUUUCGGCUUGAAGCACUUCGAUUCAAUUGUAACUGCUUGAUCUUGUGUUCUGUUGUUGCCUUUAGUUCAAGAACAGACAGACUAGCUUCCUCGAUGUUCUAGGACGGGAAUAACCGAUUUACACAUGG